This is a messenger RNA of Nicotiana tabacum (common tobacco), 4430 nucleotides long. NCBI's taxonomy places the organism in Eukaryota, Viridiplantae, Streptophyta, Magnoliopsida, Solanales, Solanaceae. The record is from RefSeq and is a predicted model, not a curated record.
ACCCCAAAGUAUGAUAAUAACUGUAAUGUAAACGCGCCAACAGAACCGUAACACUACAAAACCAAACCACCUUUGCACUUCGUACCGCCAAAACGCCCCCCGUCGGAACCACCGCCACCACCACGACGAUCGACGACGGCAACAUUUGUAAAAAUGGGAAAACCAAAACAACAAGUGAUUUCCCGCUUCUUUGCACCAAAACCAAAGAACGAAAAAGACCCUUCAACUUCAGCUUCAACCCCUCCCUGUACUCCACCUCCCAAAAUUACUGCCACCGUCACCUUUUCACCUGCAAAACGCCUCAGAAAUUCUCAACUCACUUCUCCUCCUCCCACAAAACACACCAAAAUCCCUAAGCUAUCACCCCACGUACACAACCCACCCCCUCCUCUUCCUAACCCCACUCUCCACCAGAGGUUCCUGGAUAAACUUCUAGAACCAUCUACCGACCUUCUGGAACCUUCUAAAUGUUAUGAUAUUCAAAACCCCAAGUACACACCAUUAGAGCAACAAGUUGUGGAGCUUAAGGCCAAGUACCCAGACAUUUUAUUGAUGAUCGAAGUUGGUUAUAAGUACAGAUUUUUUGGUCAGGAUGCAGAAAAUGCUGCUAGGGUUUUAGGAAUUUAUGCACAUAUGGAUCACAAUUUCUUAACAGCUAGUGUACCGACUUUUCGGCUGAAUGUCCACGUAAGGAGGCUGGUGAGUGCAGGAUACAAAGUUGGUGUUGUUAAGCAAACGGAGACUGCUGCAAUUAAGGCACAUGGCUCGAAUAAAUUGGGCCCUUUUGGCCGUGGGUUAUCGGCACUGUACACGAAAGCUACUCUGGAGGCUUCGGAAGAUGUAGGGGGUGGAGAUGAGGGAGUCGGGUCAUGUAAUAACUAUUUGUGUUGUGUUGUUGAGAAGGGAAUGGAGGAUGUUGAUUUUGGGAUUGAGGGUUGUAGGGGGGUUGAUGUGAAAAUCGGGGUUGUUGGGGUUGAAGUUUCGACCGGAGAUGUUGUUUAUGGGGAGUUCAAUGAUAAUUUUAUGAGGGUGGGGUUGGAGGCGAUGAUCCUCAACUUGAUGCCAGCUGAAUUGCUUGUUGCCAAGCCUAUAUCUAAGCAGACAGAGAAGCUGCUACUGGCUUAUGCUGGACCAGCAUCUAAUGUUAGGGUGGAGGAUGUAUCAUCAGAUCGGUUCAGUGAUGGCGGUGCUCUUGCUGAAGUGAUGUCUCUAUAUGAGGGCAUGCAGGAACAUUAUUUGUCAAAUGUCCAAGAAAGGGAAGAGGCUGAAGUGAAAAUGCACGAACACAAUCGGAUCACAAUCCAGGGAAUGAUGGCAAUGCCUGGUCUGGCUAUACAAGCAUUGGCCUUAAUUAUUAGACAUCUAAAACAAUUUGGUUUGGAAAGAGUUCUGUGCUUGGGAGCUUCAUUUCGUCCCUUCUCUUGCAACAUGGAGAUGACCCUUUCAGCCAAUGCACUGCAGCAACUUGAGGUUUUGAAGAAUAAUUUUGACGGAUCCGAAUCUGGCUCCUUACUGCAUUGUAUGAAUCAGACACUUACUGUAAUUGGUUCAAGGCUUCUCAGGCACUGGGUGACUCAUCCUUUAUGUGAUAGAAACAUGAUAGCUGCUCGUCUUGAUGCAGUUUCAGAGAUUGCAGAAUCUAUGAAAACUUAUCGAACUUCUUAUACUUCUUUCUUAGAGGUGGAAGGUGCUGAUGUCACCAUUUCGCAACCAGAGAUACAUCAUAUAAUUUCUUCAGUUCUGUCCACUCUAGGAAGGUCACCAGAUAUUCAACGCGGGAUUACAAGAAUUUUUCACAGAAAAGCUACCGCAUCUGAGUUUAUUGCAGUCAUUCAAGCUAUCUUGACUGCUGCAAAACAACUUCAGCAGCUUUGGAUAGAAGAGGAUAAAAGUACGAAUCUGCAAAGAGAGACCUUGCGCUCAGUACUGUUGAGAAAGUUGAUAUCAGUUGCCUCAUCGUCUACUGUUAUUAAUGCUGCCGCAAAGCUUUUGUCUGCUUUAAACAAGGAAGCCGCUGACAGACGAGAUCUUCACAAUUUAUUCUUCAUUUCGGAUGGAAAGUUCCCUGAGGUUGCUGAAGUUACAAGGAGAGUUGAGUUGGCAAAUGAGAAGUUAGACUCAUUAAUUGGUGUGUAUCGCAAGCAGCUUCAUGUCCGCAAUUUGGAGUACAUGAGUGUAGCUGGAAUUACACAUUUGAUAGAGUUGCCUCUAGACACAAAGGUGCCGCCAGAUUGGGUCAAAGUGAACAGUACUAAGAAAGCAAUACGCUAUCAUCCACCAGAAGUAUUAGUGGCUUUAGAUGAAUUAGCAUUGGCAAAUGAGCAGCUCACUGUCGUUUGCCAAGCUGCUUGGAAUAAAUUUUUAACGAGUUUUGGUGGAUACUUUGCUGAGUUCCAAGCAGCUGUGCAAGCCCUGGCUUCACUGGAUUGUCUAAAUUCUCUUGCCAUUCUUUCGAGGAAUAAGAAUUAUGUCCGUCCACUCUUUGUGAAAGAUGAUGAGGCUGUUCAGAUACAUAUUUGCUCUGGUCGUCACCCGGUUUUGGAGAGAGUAUUACAAGAUAACUUUGUCCCAAAUGAUACAGAUUUGCAUGCAGAAAGAGAGUAUUGUCAGAUUGUUACUGGACCAAAUAUGGGAGGAAAAAGUUGCUAUAUUCGCCAAGUUGCUCUUAUUGCUUUGAUGGCUCAGGUUGGAUCCUUUGUUCCAGCGUUCUCUGCAAAACUGCACGUGCUAGAUGGCAUAUAUACUCGCAUGGGUGCAUCAGACAGUAUACAGCAAGGAAGAAGUACAUUCUUAGAAGAACUCAGCGAGGCUUCUGAUAUACUGAAAAAAUGCUCAGCCAGCUCGUUGGUUAUACUUGAUGAGCUUGGGAGAGGCACCAGUACGCAUGAUGGCGUAGCAAUUGCUUAUGCAACACUUCAGUAUCUCCUAGAGCACAAGAAAUGCAUGAUUCUAUUUGUCACCCAUUACCCUGAAAUUGUCAGUAUCAAGAAUGAAUAUCCAGGCUCUGUGGAACCAUACCAUGUGUCAUACCUGACAUCCCAAAGAGAUGUGAAUGGCGAUUUCAAGUCAAAUGAGAAGAUGGAUCUCAUCAAUACUGAAGACAUCACCUACCUUUACAAACUUGCACCAGGGGUCUGUGAGAGAAGUUUUGGUUUUAAAGUUGCUCAGCUUGCACAACUGCCGGUUGCGUGUAUUCAACGAGCCAUUGUAAUAGCUGGAAGACUAGAAGCAGCAGUCUCUAACUACACAGUGCAAAAUCGAACUAGAAGGAGCUCUUCCAUAAGUUAUAGCAUAGAUGGUUGUAAAGAAUCUGAACCAGUGGAGUAUGUCUUAGAACCUGAUUGCUUGUCUGCUGGAAGAGCUGAACGCUUAGAUGAUAUGAGCGAGCUUUAUAGGGAGUUGUUUCUGAACCUAAACUUCGCACUUCUUGAAGAACAUGAUGAUGACAGGAGGCUUCAGUUUCUAAUGCAGGCUAGAGGGCUUGCAGCUCAGUUAAUAAGUAGUUGCAUUUCUUCAUAAUAGUGGGUAAUUGUGUCUCCUGGAAAAGAGAAAAAAGGGUGCUCAGGCCCAACUAUCCUUAUUUGUAGUUGUGGCUGCAUUUCAUGGCGUCUUCUGUAAAUGCUGCCUUGAAACUGUUUGCCUGCCUAUACAGUAAUAUUAAGGGGACAACUAUUUUGGUCAUAAUAGAGAAGUCAAAUUCCUUGCUUUGUAUCAUUCAGAUGACGGUAGUGUUCAAGUUAGCCUGGACAACCGCAUCUCGACUAUUUCAGUUGCCAAACCGCUGCAGCUUACAAUCACUAGUAUAUGAGAACCUGCCCGAGGAAGUUGGAUUAGAUGGGCUUACACCAAGUAUUGUGGCUGGAUUUAAGAAUUCUAGUCUUAUACCUCUUGCCUCCAAGUAUCACUAUUGGUCAUUAAUUUUCUAUAGCUAUAGACAGCCAAUCUGUCUAUAGCCCAUGGUAGUCUGCUCUUUCCAGAGAUUGCACCGGCAUAAACCACUGGCUCAGUAUCAUGAUGUGUCGAAAGUCAUCCUUUCGCGAGCGGUUCAUCAUUUUCAUUCAUCAAUUAAGUUAAAAGUGCUAUAUAUCUGAAUGAAUAGGUAACUGUUGUCCUGGAUGCAUGUGAAGUAACUCCACCUGAUCUUUUUCCAUGGUUAUUCUAACUAUGAUUUUGUUGGUAAAAAUCAAUGGUGAUCCAGCUGCAAUACAAGAAUACAGCAAGAAGUAAAAACAAUGACGAGUUAAUGUAUGUUGUAUAUUUGAGAGGGAUAUCUGUAAAAGCAACACACUUGAGACUUAAAAGUUCUAAAAAAAAAAGGCAGUCCGGUGCACUUAGCUCCCGCUAUGUGCAGGGUCUAGGAAAGGGUCGGACCACAAGAGUCUACCAUACACAAUCUUACCUUAAUGCAUAUCUUUAAGAGGUUGUUUUCA